UGGAGUCCGUCGAGCAUGUUAUGGUGCAUUUUCGCGGGUUUUAUUUACAUCUGUGUUCGUGGAGACGUGGACUGUUAGAGCAAUUUUUGAUUACUGUAUUUGACGCGGCACAUGUAUCAGUAUGGAAAAAUUCAUCACCUCGUAUUUCUUCCCGCUGAAAAAUUGUCCAUGUUUGCCGAUCGAACAGCGCAUGGGCCGUGGGCGCUCCGAUUCCAGCAAGACUCGAGAUUUUUCGCAUCACUUCCGUGCGUGUUUUAUCAUCCCAGUUGCACGGCGUCUUCUGCCAGAGGUUGACGCUAGUCAUAACAGUACCGUGAGUGAAUCACCAAACGUAUUCAGAAACAGCAUCAACACAUGGACUUCUUUUUUCUGCUACGAAAAUUUCCAUGAAAGAGAGUCAGAUACUUUUCAGUUCCAGAGUUUCAUUACACGGAGGACGACCUUCUAGGGCUCUGCUUCUGAACCAUCGAUAUUGCGUGUUUGUGAUCGACAGUGAUGCACGAUGUAACGAUGAAGCCAGUGCGAAUCAACGACAAUGGCGCCUUUUCUGCCACGAAGAUAUUACUACUUUUCAUCUGCGCCUCGAUCACAGUCCAGUGCUUCUCGGUCAGUGCCGCCUCCAUUCCUUGGACGUCAGCCGGCCCCGGUCGAGUGGUAAGGACCAAACAUGGAAACUUACGUGGAUUGACACUUCCGGGGGGUGCUGCUCAACCACAAACAACAACCGCUUUACCAGGAGGACAUCGUAAAUCCGUUGGUGGAAGCAACAACAAGAACGUGGAGGCGUUCCUGGGAAUUCCUUACGCUGCUCCGCCAGUUGGUUCUCUGCGCUUCCUACCACCAGCGAGUCCUGGCCCAUGGACGGGCAUUCGAUCAGCAAACGCUCUACCGCCAGCUUGUCCCCAGCAGCUGCCACCCUUGGCCAACAGAACGGCCAGUCUGGAGACGAUGCCUCGAGCUCGCUAUUACCAACUCAAGAGGAUGCAGUUGCUGUUGGCCAAUCAGAGCGAAGAUUGCCUCUACCUCAACGUUUACGCCCCAUCUGAAGGAUUUGCUGGUGGUGGAUCGACUUCGCUUGCGUCAUCGCCCGUCAUGGUCCUCGUUCACGGCGAGUCCUACUCCUGGGGUGCCGGGCACUUGAUGGAUGGCGCAAUGUUGGCCGGAAAAAGUCGCAUGGUCGUUGUCACCCUCAACUACCGUCUUGGCAUUUUAGGAUUCCUACAAACGGCAGCCAGUCCGACUCCAGGCCAAGUGCGCGGCAAAAGCAAAAGUGCCAUCCCGACGCAAGGCAAUUACGGCUUAUUGGAUAUAGUGGCGGCUGUGCUGUGGCUGAAGGACAACAUCGGCGUCUUUGGCGGCGACUCGAGUCGCAUCACGUUGAGUGGCCACGGAACGGGCGCUGCCCUCGUCAAUCUUCUCAUGAUCUCGCCCAUUGCAGCCGGUCUGUUCCAGCGGGUUGUGCUGAUGUCCGGCUCGGCGUUGAGUCCGUGGGCUUUGAAUCAUCAGGCCGGCAAGUUGAAGGCAGAAGUGGCCCGCCAGAUGGACUGCGAGCCGUUUGCCGGAUCGGACGGAGCCGCAAGUGCUGAGCAGAUGAGUUUAGCCGACAUUGGCGACUGCCUACGAAAGAAACCACUCGAAUCCCUCAUGGCCGUCCGCCUUCCGGCGCCUCCGCGAUUCUUCGCAAGUUUCGCGCCUUUCGUCGAUGGCGCCGGGAUCGUCGCCAUCGAUCCGCUUCGCGCCAUGCAAUCGGCGAGCGAGGAUUUCGCUCGCAUCCCACUCGUUGCCGGAGUCACUUCCAUCGAGAGCUAUCGCUACACUGGGGAUGCGGAUUUACGGAACGGGAUCAGCGAAGACAAACGGGAUCGUUCGCUGCGCACUCUGAUCCGCAACUUUUACCAGUACCAUCUCAAUGAAAUCUUUUACGUCUUGCGGAACGAGUACACGGAUUGGGAUCGUCCGUCGGCGCUGGACGACUUGUCGAUGCGCGACAGCCUGUCGUUGGCACUGAGCGACGCCCUGGUGGUGGCCCCACUCAUGCACGUCGUUCACCUGCACGCCCAGCGAUCGACAAACCCGUCGGGGACCUUUUUCUACCACUUCCAGGGGCAAAUGUUGGCCAGCGUCAUCCAACAGCAGGUCCAAGACGUCGACCUUUCCGAGUAUCACCGUCUAGGAAGCGUGACGGGUGACGAACUGGAAGCGCUGCAAUUGGACGCCACAGCCAACGGAGCUUCGUGGUCGUCGGCCGACGGUAAUAACCACGAAGCAGCGAGCAGCGCCGGUUACACGGUCAUCAACGUGACGGAAACCACAAGAGAACCGACAACAUCAGGCACUCAGCUCCUCCCAUUUCUGGCGUCUUUUGCUAGCACGGGGCAAAGAGGAAGGUCAGCUCGCAGCUCCGAAACUAACAGAACGGAUUUUUUUGUCUUUUUGUUUUUGCCGCUCUUUUGCCCGCCCAUGACGCGCAGGGAUCCUAAUUUGGAGAUCGGAAGCAAAGGAGAGCUGAUGCCGCGAUCCAAACUCCGGUGGGAGCCAUUCAAUUUACAUUCGCAAUACUACAUGGUCUUUGGAAAACAACAGCAACAACAGCACGCCCAUUUGAAGACUCACUACCGGGGUCACCAGAUUGCCGUCUGGCUGCAACUGAUUCCGUCGUUGCAUCAGACAAGUGGCGAUGGAACCGGAACUCAUCCGUCCAUUCAUCACACAUUCGAUCAGCAUAACACUCCAGCUGACCAAUUUUACGAAGGAGUCGUUCGGUUGUCCGGCAACAACAUUACUAGAACGAUUGGACGGUCCCGGGAUUCCCCGCUGACGUCGGACGAGGAUCCAGUUGCCACCAGCGCAACAGUGGUCGAGUGUAGCAGUUCCGUCAACGGUCACAAGCGAAAUGGUCACAACCAGACGCUUAACGGCACAUCACCAGGAACGGGGGAUUGGACAAUAGUGAAACCAAGUGUAAUGGCGUCGGAGACGGGCUCUUCUUCUUCCACUGUUCCGUCGCCGGGGAAUAAUAACAACAGCACAUCUGUCAGCGUUGCUGGAGGAGAAAGUCGGCUGGUGUUGGGUUUCUUUUGGACCAACCAGGCGACGCUGAGCAUCAUCUUGGUGCUGGGAAAUAUUUUGCUGAUUGUUAACUUGAUUCUCUUCGUCACCAUCUAUCGUCGCAGUCGGUGCGGCAAUUGCAAACGAAACGGCGACGACAACGACUUAGACACAGAAAAUACCAUCCAAAGAAUAUCGGACGGCCAGUUGGAGGGUCGAGUGGCGAGGCAAUCGAUUGAAUCGAUGACCGAUUUGCGCCAGUUGGUCAUCAGCCAUUGCCACCAGCAUCCGCGUAAUCAUCCGGAUAUCACGUCACAAGCACUCGGUCAACAACAUCCUCCUCCUCCUCCGCAACAACCGCUUUUCGCCAGAGGGGUCGUUGCGUCUAACUUGACGACCAGCACCAGGUUGCCGUCUCCUCAACCUUUUCUGCUCAGAGUUCCAUCAUCUCAUCAUCAGUUUUUGCUGGACGAGAGCAAUAAAAGCGCAACUUUACCCGGCAACAGAAGAGUAGGUGGGCGAGACCUGCCAGAUUCUUCAGCGACUUAUCAGCAAGCGAGUGCCAAAUCAAUUCAAGAGAUUAACGUGUAAUCAAUUAAUUCUGUGGAGGUAUCAGUAAGACUUUGAUUGUUUGAGCCUGCUAAAUGACCGAUAUAUGUUGUAAACUGUUUCACUUCUACCGUGUUCCAAUAAAAAAUGUGAUACAGUUCCCGAAUUUGUAGAAAUUCAA
Daphnia pulicaria is the source of this 3778-nucleotide messenger RNA. RefSeq names its product neuroligin-1-like. NCBI's taxonomy places the organism in Eukaryota, Metazoa, Arthropoda, Branchiopoda, Diplostraca, Daphniidae. Gene Ontology annotation, cellular component: postsynaptic membrane; cell surface; synapse. Gene Ontology annotation, molecular function: neurexin family protein binding; signaling receptor activity. The transcript is spliced from 18 exons. Bases 496 to 3639 code for a protein of 1047 amino acids. The record is from RefSeq and is a predicted model, not a curated record. Gene Ontology annotation, biological process: synaptic vesicle endocytosis; presynaptic membrane assembly; chemical synaptic transmission.